UAGCUAGGGACACUCAGGGAUCCAGCAGGGUUCAGGGCCAUACCUGGCAGGCAAGGGGAACCAGGUGGGGACGAGGAGGCAGUGGAAUAGUCCCACUUUAAGCAAAGCCAAUAUGUAGAAAGCAGGUUUUUGUUGGCUUCACACACCUGGGCCCCUGUACCACCCAACCCCCCUGGGCAGUGUGUACAGGCUGCAGAGACUCCCAGGGCCUGCUUGCAGCAUGGUGCUGGGGUAGCAGACAAAUGGAACCUAAAAGUUGACGGUGGCGCAAAUAACCUAUUGCUCCUGAACAGAUCUCCCCUCACCCAGCAGGGCGGAUGUUGAAGCCACCAGCUCCCAGCUCACAGAACCAGUGUCUACUUCCUACAUGUUUAGGGACCAUGGGGGCUGGGGCCAGCGCUGAGGAGAAGCACUCAAGGGAGCUGGAAAAGAAGCUGAAAGAAGAUGCUGAGAAAGAUGCUCGAACCGUGAAACUGCUGCUUCUGGGUGCCGGUGAAUCCGGGAAGAGUACCAUUGUCAAGCAGAUGAAGAUUAUCCACCAGGACGGGUACUCACUGGAAGAGUGUCUCGAGUUCAUUGCCAUCAUCUAUGGCAACACGCUCCAGUCCAUCCUGGCCAUCGUGCGUGCCAUGACCACGCUCAACAUCCAGUACGGAGACUCUGCGCGCCAGGACGACGCCCGGAAGCUGAUGCACAUGGCAGACACCAUCGAGGAGGGUACGAUGCCCAAGGAGAUGUCAGAUAUCAUCCAGCGGCUGUGGAAGGACUCCGGCAUCCAGGCCUGUUUCGAGCGAGCCUCGGAGUACCAGCUCAACGACUCUGCUGGCUACUAUCUCUCAGACCUGGAGCGCCUGGUAACCCCGGGCUACGUGCCCACGGAACAGGAUGUGCUGCGCUCCCGUGUCAAGACCACGGGUAUCAUUGAGACGCAGUUCUCCUUCAAGGACCUCAACUUUCGGAUGUUCGAUGUGGGCGGGCAGCGCUCAGAGCGCAAGAAGUGGAUCCACUGCUUCGAGGGGGUGACCUGCAUCAUCUUCAUCGCGGCGCUGAGCGCCUACGACAUGGUGCUGGUGGAGGAUGACGAAGUGAACCGCAUGCACGAGAGCCUGCACCUGUUCAACAGUAUCUGCAACCACCGCUACUUCGCCACUACGUCCAUCGUGCUCUUCCUCAACAAGAAGGACGUCUUCUCGGAGAAGAUCAAAAAGGCGCACCUUAGUAUCUGCUUUCCGGACUACAACGGGCCCAACACGUAUGAGGACGCCGGCAAUUACAUCAAGGUGCAAUUCCUCGAGCUCAACAUGCGACGCGACGUGAAAGAGAUCUAUUCCCACAUGACAUGCGCCACCGACACGCAGAACGUCAAGUUUGUCUUCGACGCUGUCACCGACAUCAUCAUCAAGGAGAACCUCAAAGACUGCGGGCUCUUCUGAGGUGCCUGAGCUCAUGCGUCCCUAAGACCCUGCAGCCCUUGACACCUUGUAGCCCCAAUGCACAUGACCCUAUCAGUCCCCAGGACUCCUGGGCCCCAGCCUGUGGCCCCACCAGCCACACACUCAAAGCCCUAAAUCCUGCUAGCCUUGAGGCCGUAUAACCCUCCCUCGUGGCUCCCAGGAUUCCCAGGCCUCCGAGAGUCCAAUGCCCCCAGCCACCCCAGCACUGCCCUUCACGGCCUGGCUGCACUGGCCUCCCAGACCUACCACAGCCAGCCCCAGCUAGAAGCAAGCAGGACUUGGGGCAGCUACAGCUCACGGUGACUCAGCAGUACCCCCACUGACCAAUCUCCUGCCUCUCUUCUGCCCCAGGAGGCCCAUGACUCACCUGGUGAGUCUGGGUUCAGCAAACAGCCCUCCCUCCCAGAGCUUUAUGAAGGGCAGGGGCCAGGCAUGGAACCCUCCUCUGAGCAAGCCUGCUGCUUACCAUCAGCCCAGUCUAGCCUUACCACCCCCAUGUGUCAGGGUCUGAUGCCCAUCUGCCCAGUGGCCAGUGACUGCCCCACCCAGCAGAUUCAGGAGUCCAAAGUCCAAGCCAGCUCUGGCCUGUGCAGCUUGUAUGGAGACGACUUAGUGAGUCAGGGCAAGCCUGGGGGCUCCUGGUACCAGGAAGAGACUCAAGCUGGAAACUUCCCGGACCCUAACCCCUCCCCCCAGAGGCUCUGCCCACGCUGUCCUUGGAUACCAGAGUCAUGUCCCACUCCCCCCCACCCCACAGCACUCCAGGUCAGCCACUCUGUCGAGGGAGGGUACUGUUGACACCAGUUGUGGCCAAUGGUCAAACUGUCCUGAGGGGUGGCUGGGAGCAGAGUCCGGGUUCCAUCGAUCACCCCCAGGCAGAGGAUUUGAGACCGGAAGGAGGCCCAGAUUGUGCCCAGAGGGGUCUGCCUCAGGUAGGGUCAAAAGCAAACCCAUGUGACCCCCUUGUCCCUGCCAGCAGCUUCUCUCACCCUUCCCAUUCAGGGACCUGGUAGGAAAAAAAUAAAGCCAUGCCUGAACCAUCAGGGACAAAAGCCCAUGUCCCCUGACCCCUGCUCCCCACUUCCUCAUCAGUACCUAGUCCUUGCUGAAGCCCAUGGGCCGUAGCCCGUGCUGUAGUCAAGGGCAAGGAACAUCCCUCUAACAAGGCCAGGGCAUAGUUUGCACUCCCUUCAGCUAGAUACACAAACUUAGCAAUAAAUCUUUGCGUCAGGCCCUGGUUGUCCUUUCUUG
Capra hircus (goat) is the source of this 2705-nucleotide messenger RNA. It is a transcript of the gene GNAT1, whose product is annotated as G protein subunit alpha transducin 1. Lineage: Eukaryota; Metazoa; Chordata; Mammalia; Artiodactyla; Bovidae. Bases 318 to 1433 code for a protein of 371 amino acids. Gene Ontology annotation, molecular function: G protein-coupled receptor binding; GTP binding; G-protein beta/gamma-subunit complex binding. Gene Ontology annotation, cellular component: heterotrimeric G-protein complex. The record is from RefSeq and is a predicted model, not a curated record. The transcript is spliced from 10 exons. Gene Ontology annotation, biological process: adenylate cyclase-modulating G protein-coupled receptor signaling pathway.